CAUUGACUUGAGCCUUGUUGCUCGCUGGUGCCUCUCGCUCCGGGUCUGCGUCUCUUCUGCCGAAAGGGAGCCUCGUCCCUGCCAGAGUCUGCAAAACGAAAACGAAAAAAAUCAAAGGAGGAGGCUGGUGGAUUUUUAUUUAAAAUUCAACUUCUGCAGAAUGCAGAGAUCACUUUCUCUUGCAUGAAGAGGAGUUUUUUUUAAAAAAAGGAGCAAAGCAACGCACGGGGCAGAAUAAUGUAGUUGUUAUUAUUAUUAUUUUAAAUUGUCCAAGAGAAAAUCCGGCAGAAAAGAAGCAAUUUUGCAUUGUUGGAUCUUCCUUACGCUAUGGAGUAUAAAACAAGACCGCGUCUGUGGUUUUGGGUGACCGUCCUCGGCUGCAUGAUUUCCGAGGUGUCAAGCAUGUCUCCGGAAUGUUCUAUCAUGCUGAUCAUCGAAUCCGAGAGGGACAAAUGUUUUGAGCACUCGGACUUUGAUAACCAAACUUUAGGCUGCGGGAGUAUGUGGGAUAACCUUACUUGCUGGCCUGCAGGAAGUCUGGGCGAAGUCAAAGUCCUGCCCUGCCCUGCCUAUUUCACCUUCUUUUCAAGGACUGCAGGUAACGUGAGCAGGAACUGUACCAGUGAAGGCUGGUCUGAAAUGUACCCUCCAUACAUCGCGGCGUGUGGGUAUGAUCCCAACGCCACAAACGUGGUGGAACAGAACACAUUCUACGGCACUGUGAAGACUGGGUACACCAUUGGGCACAGUUUGUCUCUCGUUGCUCUCACGGCGGCCAUGGUGGUUCUGUGUCUCUUCAGGAAACUCCACUGCACUCGGAAUUACAUCCACAUGCAUCUCUUCAUGUCCUUCAUCAUGAGAGCCAUCGCCGUCUUCAUCAAGGACGUCAUCCUCUUUGAGAGAGGGGAGUCCGACCACUGCUCCAUUGGCUCGGUUGGCUGCAAGGCUGCGAUGGUCUUCUUCCAGUACUGCAUCAUGGCCAACUUCUUCUGGCUCCUAGUUGAAGGCUUGUACCUUCACACGCUUCUGGUCAUCUCCUUCUUCUCAGAGAAAAAAUAUUUCUGGUGGUACAUCCUGAUUGGCUGGGGUGCACCCAGCUUGUUUAUCUCUGCCUGGACUAUCACUCGGAUCCACUUUGAGGAUGUUGGUUGUUGGGACUUAAUCGAAUCUCCCUUUUGGUGGAUCAUCAAGGCUCCCAUUUUGGUUUCCAUAUUGAUAAAUUUCGUCCUCUUUAUUUGCAUCAUCCGGAUCCUGGUUCAGAAACUUCACUCUCCAGAUGUCGGACGAAAUGAUACAAGCCAGUAUUCGAGACUUGCAAAAUCCACCUUACUGCUGAUCCCGCUCUUCGGCAUCCACUACACCAUCUUCGCCCUCUUCCCCGACAAAUCAAAGCUGCUGGAGAUGAAGCUGGUCUUUGAACUUGUGCUGGGAUCCUUUCAGGGCUUUGUGGUGGCUGUCUUGUAUUGCUUCCUCAAUGGAGAGGUCCAAGCCGAGCUGAAGCGGAAGUGGCGAAGGUGGCACAUGGAGAGGUUCCUGGGCUCCGACAUGAAAUAUCACCACCCCUCCAUGGGCAGCAACGGGACCAACUUCAGCACCCAAAUCUCCAUGCUGACCAAGUGCAGCCCCAAGAGCAGGCGCUGCUCCAGCUUCCAAGCCGACUUGUCUCUGGUUUGAGACCCGGACGGGAAUGACCGAGGGACCAAAUGGGUGGGACACAAAGCAAUGGGAGAGGAAAGAUGACACCAGCCAGGACUUUGGAUUAAGGGUGACAGGUGUGAAGUUGUGUGUGUGCAUUAUUUUUUUAAAGACAGGACAUUCUUCUGUCAACCAAAGCAGGACAAAACACUGGAAUAGCGGAAGGAUGAGAAGAGGCCUGGUUGGGUGGUGGAGUCUCCCUUUGGUUCUUCUCAAGUCUUUAAGUUCUGAGUGUUGUUGGAGCGCUUGUGAAUGCAGCGGAAUUGCAGUGCAUGGUGGAUAAGAGAGAGCCCGCCUUUGCAGCUCUCAACCAACAGAUGCAGAAUGAGCCAAUGGGGGGGGAGCAGGUGUUGUGACCUCAUCUGCCAAGAUCUUUCGUGGGAGAGAAGGAAUCAUUUGAUCAGAGAGGGAGAGAAGGAAUCAUUUGAUCAGAGAGGUGCUCCCUGGACAUGACGCAGCCGACUAAGCCUCUCUCUCUCCGGCUAAACUUCAGAAGCCAGAAGACCAUCUCAACUCCAGAGACAGCAUGGGAUCAUCCUGAAUGCUCUGUUGGUUAUAUAUCUGAAGCUUUAACUGGGUCCCCAAAGGCACUCCUGGAAAAGGUUGUCUUCUAUUCUGUUUGGGGGAGGAAACCAUCGGUCCAGGAAGUGCCAUAAUUGACAACUCUGAUGGGCAGAAACUCUUCAGGGUCUCAGCAAGAGGCUCUCUGGCCUCUGCUGCCUAGGGGCACUUUCAACUGGAGAUACCAGGAAUUGAUUUUCUGCAUGCAGAGCACAUGUGCUCCCAGUAAGCUGUGGCCCCUCCUGAAGUGACAAGCAGUGGUUUACACACUGCUUUUGAAUCAGCUACAUCUCAUGCCCUCUCUCCCCACCUUCAACCAUCAAGCAAUCCCUCCCAUCAAAAAAAGAAAGGAGAGAUGUUCCAUUUCGUGGUGUUGGGAGCAUCUGCUGGUUGGAGGAAAGACGAUUCACCAGGUUCUUUGACCUGGGAUGGGUGAAUAAUAUGCCCUUCCUAACUAGGCUUGCCCUUUCCAGGCUGGGUGGUGACAUCCCCAGGGGGUCUUCUGAGCAGCUUGGACAGGGAGACUCCACUGCCAGGGUCUGUUGACGCUUACCCAGAUGCUACAAGCUGGUGGAAGGACCUCUGUUUGCAUGUCACCUCCAUUGUUGAUAUUGCAAACUCUGUGGAUUCUGAAAAGGACAGAAAGCGUGCAAGGGGGAAUGAGACUUGUGCGCUCUUGAUAACUCAUGGACUCUCAGUUCGGGAGCCUGUUAUGCGUAUGGUUCAGAUGGAAAGCAGGGAGAGGACCAACUUGUUUGAUGAUCAUCCUGCCCUUGGCUGCUUCCCCUUGAGGUGCCAGAGUUCUUAAUUCCGCCCUCUUGUAAAUAUUCCGGAACUUUCUGGGCCUGCUCUUCAGAGAGCAGCACAGACUGUGUGUGCGCAGAAGCCCUCCCUCUUUCCACCAACGACCAUUUCUCAGUGUGACGAUUCUCACCAUCUCCUCUUGGCCAGUGCAGACACGGAGCCUGCUUUGUUCCUGACGAACUUUGACUGCGUGUUAUUUAUUUCGCCAGACUUGGAACUGUAAAUAGUUUGGAUCCUUAGCCUUUCAA
Messenger RNA from Podarcis muralis (Common wall lizard), 3308 nucleotides. RefSeq names its product vasoactive intestinal peptide receptor 1 (gene VIPR1). The record is from RefSeq and is a predicted model, not a curated record. Gene Ontology annotation, cellular component: plasma membrane. Gene Ontology annotation, molecular function: vasoactive intestinal polypeptide receptor activity; peptide hormone binding; G protein-coupled peptide receptor activity. Gene Ontology annotation, biological process: adenylate cyclase-modulating G protein-coupled receptor signaling pathway; cell surface receptor signaling pathway. NCBI's taxonomy places the organism in Eukaryota, Metazoa, Chordata, Lepidosauria, Squamata, Lacertidae.